GCAAUCAAAACCUGCAAUUGCCCCUAAUAAAACCUGCAAUUUCAUCCUAUCAUUUUCUUUCUCUCUUUAUCCCUCCAUCAACACCAGAUCGAGACAUUUUCCCUUCCAAUUUCUCUCUUUUGCUGGGGAUUUGAAUUUUGUCCGAUUGAGAACAUGAAGGCACUAGUGGAGGAGGUAAAGACGUUGUUGGCUGAAGGGCGAUCGGUUGGGGUGGAUAGGAGGAUAAGGAAGGGGGGUUGGUGUUUGGUUUGGGAUGGUUAGGGUGGUGAAAGGUUCAUUGUGGACUAGAUGGGUUGGUGGUGAGGGAGAGAGGCAAGAAAGGGGACUAGUAAGGGUAGAAGAACAACGGACAUGGAGGGCUCUGGUAGGGCUUGGCGUGGAGGUAGGAGGUGGGUGGUGUGGCGUGGAGAGAGAAGCAUUAGACCCAAAAGCAAAUUUGGUGAAAUCAUCAGACCUAGAAGCAAAUCUAGCGGAAGUAGGGGACAUGACGUUGCAAGGUAGUGGUGGCAAAAGCAGAUCUAUUGGAGGUGGGUUCAAAAGAACCCAGGCUGCUGAAGAGGAAGAUGAGGCUACAAAUGACUAGGAUGAGGAUGGAGGUGAGGAGGAGGAUGGAUGUGGUGAGGAUGAUGAACAACAAAGGCUAGGCUAGGUGCCUUUAGAGUUAACGGAGAGUAACGAGGGUGUACCGAAGUGUGUAACGGGAAAGGGUGGAUGAAUCAGAUAACACAAGAAACAAGAAGAUAAAGCAUUAAAAAAAAUGACGUAGU
Messenger RNA from Rubroshorea leprosula, 767 nucleotides. Lineage: Eukaryota; Viridiplantae; Streptophyta; Magnoliopsida; Malvales; Dipterocarpaceae. The record is from the annotation of a GenBank genome assembly.